UAUAUGAGUUUUAUCUUGUUCGUUUUCUUUGGUCUUUUGAAAAUUUCCGUUUUUAGUAUAGUCAAUACUUUGAUGUUUCUUUGAAUUCUCUAUUCUAUGAAAUUGGUUUCUUUUAGUCAAAACGUAUUCGUUGGCAUUUUCCUGUUUAUAAAAAAAACACCCUUUUUAUAUCCCAAUCUCUCUCUAUUUCAAAAUGAUCCUUUUUUUUAACCGAAACGAUUUCAUUUUUCAAUUCCCUCAAAUUUAUGGUGAAAAACUGGACGAAUUCAGGGCUUAUUUGUUCAGAUUUUAGUUUUUCUACCAAAUUAGGCGUUCUUCUGUGGAUAGAAGUGGUUCGAAGAUGAAUCAUUGUAACCUUCAGCAGAACGCCUUCAUCAUGUCUCGUGACGAGUCGAGAGGGUUUGUUUCUUCUAUCUUUUGUGAUCCAAUGGACUCUGUUGUUUGUCCUAAGCCCCGUCGCCCCAACAACGUUAUUCGUCCCCUUAGAUUACAUUAUAGUCAAUCAGGAGCUGCUGAUACAUGUGAUUCUAAUAAAGCCGGGGAAGAUCUUUUGGACAUAAUUCGUAGAAAGGAGGAAUCAGUAUCAUUUGUUGCUUCAUCACCCCCAUUUUUUCUUGGGUCUCCCCCUAGCAGAGCAGCGAACCCUUUAGUUCAAGAUGCACGCUUUGGAGAUGAGAAACUCAACCCUGUCUCACUCUCACUCUCCCCUCUUCCCUUAUCUGCAUCUCGUGUCAAAGGAGGAGGUUGUGGUAGAAUGGAUUAUGGGGUGAAACCAGCAACUGUUAGAGUAGAAGGAUUUGAUUGCUUGAACAGGGACAGCCAAAACUCAAGCAUCCCUGCCAUGGCCUAGAAGAAGAAGAAGAAGGAACAGAGAGAUUCGCAAGGUGUACAUAAAAUCCAGGAUCAAGACUCCAGUGUUUGAAGCAGGUUUAUAUAUUUUUGAAGACGAUGAGGAAACAGAGGAUUAAAAGAUCAUCAGUUACGGCUUUUACCGCAGUUUUUUUGUUACUAUGAUGAGGUCGAUGUUGUGUAUAUGAGGCUAUUUUGUAUAUAUUAUCCACUGUAAUUAAGAGGUAAGAUGGAAACUUGAUGAGUUAAGUUUCUUCCUAUUCCUAGAGUCUCGCUGUAACAUAUUAAAAGCAAUUUGGAGUUUUGUUCUCUUUUGUAUAGUACCGUUUCUUCUUUGUUUGGGGAUUCACAAGCAAUGUAAAUUGUAAUUUUAAUU
Molecule: messenger RNA, 1225 nt
Organism: Capsella rubella
Lineage: Eukaryota; Viridiplantae; Streptophyta; Magnoliopsida; Brassicales; Brassicaceae
Exons: 4
Coding region: 341-850 (169 amino acids)
Source: RefSeq, a predicted model, not a curated record